AUCGUUGUUCAAACUUGUGGUUUAUCUCGCUAGACAUACUAUACGGCACUGUCACAGAACAGAACCGCGUCGUGUCUUAGUCUGCUUCGUCUCUUCAUACAUAUUUGGCUGGGACUUUCAAGAACUGUUGUGUGAUCGAACUUGAUUUAGAAUCAAUCUAUUCAUUGUCGUUUUGUACACCUAUUGAUUGGUCUUAUUGAUUCUUUGUAGGCCACGAUAGCUUCUUUUAUUUGAUUUAACUACUAAUAUUGAAUUGAUUUUGUUCUUGAAUUGAGCCUAUUGGUAUAAAUAUUGUCGUCUACCAUUUCACACUAUUGAGUAUCAUUAUCACAAAAGAUUACAUUCUUCAACUUCAUAUCAACUCCUUAAUCUUCAACUCAUAGUCAACUUCAUCUUUGCAACUUCAUUUAAGUAAAUUUCAUAAAGUUAACCUUACUUUUAUUAAUUUGCCCUAACUUCAACUACUUUCCUUCUUUCACGUACAAUAUCAUUAUACAUAUUUCACUAUGGAUAUCAUCAAAGUGUUAGAAACCGCGUUGUUGGACCGCGACCCCAACAAGAGAACUGAAGCUGAAUUGCAGUUGAACCAAGCUGCAAACCACCACUUCGGCGAAUACGUUACAUUGUUGAUCAACGCCAUGUCCAACACUGAGGCCAAAACAGAGCCCAGAAUGUUGGCAGGAAUCGCGUUGAAAAACCUGUUGACCGCCAAAGACCACAAAACAAAGUUAAGCUUUCACGCUCGUUGGAUCGAAUUGGACUUCCAGACCAAGUCAUCCGUAAAAACUGUUGCUUUGGAAACUCUCAAGACUGCUGAUGAUAGAGUCGCCAGCUCGGCUGCCCAGUUGGUAGCAGCCAUUGCAGAUAUCGAGUUGCCCCGUAACGAAUGGCCCGAGUUGAUUACGAUCAUUAUGGAAAACACCAAACCUGAAAACCCAGAACAUGUCAAAAAAGCAUCUCUCUUGGCUAUUGGCUAUAUCUGUGAAAGUGCCGAUCCAAACAAUCCAGCUAUCAUAUCUCAGGCCAGUGGCAUCUUGAUUGCUAUCGUACAAGGAUGUCAGAGCAGUGAGCCUUCGAAUGUCGUCAGAUUGACUGCGUUGAAUGCUUUGGUCAACUCGUUGGAGUUCAUCAAAUUCAACUUUGAAAAGGAGGGGGAAAGAAACUACAUCAUGCAAGUAGUUUGUGAAGCCACUCAAGCUGAUGAUAGUGAUCUUCAAGCCAGUGCCUUUGGUUGUCUCGCUAAGAUCAUGUCCCUCUACUACAGGCACAUGUCACUCUAUAUGGAAAAGGCAUUGUAUGGCUUGACUGUCUCAGGCAUGCAAAGCUCGGAUGAAAAAGUUGCUUGUAUGGCUGUAGAAUUCUGGUCCACAGUCUGUGAAGAAGAGUUGGAAAUUUCUCUUCAGAGACAAGAAUUGGGCUUGGAUGCUGUUGAGGUGCCUGAUUCAGCUGAUUUGAUCACUUAUAACUUUGCAUUGGUUGCUAUCCAAGAUGUCUUGCCUACUUUGUUGACUUUGCUUACAAGGCAGAACGAAGACCCUGAAGAUGACGACUGGUCUGUAGCCAUGGCCGCUGGUGCUUGUUUGCAGUUGUUCUCACAGAAUAUUGGAAACUACAUUGUGGAACCAACUCUUCAAUUUGUUGGUGCCAAUAUCAGUAGCCAAGAUUGGAGAGCUAAAGAAGCUGCUGUUAUGGCUUUUGGCUCUAUCUUGGAUGGGCCAGAUCACGACCAGUUGAAGAGCAUCAUCGACCAAGCCUUGCCUCCAAUUCUUGCUUUGAUUGGAGACGAGUCAUUGCAAGUAAAGGAAACUGUAGCCUGGUGUUUGGGUAGAAUAGCCGACUUGAUUGUAGACGCGAUUGAACUCUCCAAGUUGCAGAACUUACUAGAAGCUUUGGUAAUAGGUUUGAAAGACCAUCCAAUGGUGUCUACCAACUGUUGUUGGACCUUGAUGAACUUGUUGGAACAAUUGUGUGCUGAUGCUCCGUACAACGAAUCCAGCGUGAUGUCCAAUUACUAUCCUACUAUCAUCGGCAUUUUACUUGAGUUGUCUAACAAGGAAGAUAACGACUUCAGUUCAAGAGCUUCUUCUUAUGAGGCCCUUUCUACGUUCGUGACUUAUAGCGCCAUUGACACGAUGCCUGUUGUUCAAGGCAUUGCAACAGAAGUAUUGUCCAGAUUGGACAAGACGAUCCAGUUGCAGUCGCAGGUGGCCAACAGUGAGGACAAGGGUAAUUUGGAGGAAUUGCAGAUCAAUAUUUUGUCAUUGUUGACUAACAUUAUCAGAAGAAUUGGCUCCGAUAUUGCCGCUGACGCCGACAGUUUGGUUACUUUGUUUUUGAAGUUGUUGGAAGCCCAAGCUCCAAACUCUUUGAUUGAAGAAGAUAUCUUCAUUGCCAUCUCUUCUGUUGCCGGUGCCAUUGGUCAGGGUUUUAUCAAGUAUAUGGAUGUGUUCUUCCCAUACCUAGUCAAGGCUUUAGAAAAUACGGAAUCGCCUACUUGUUCUACUGCAAUUGGUCUUGUAGCUGAUUUGUCACAAUCUUUGGGUUUGCAAAUCCUACCAUACUUGGAAAAGUUGAUGAACAUCUUCUUAAUCAUCUUGAACGACGGUGAAGUGAAGCGCGAAUUGAGGCCAGCCAUCAUUUCAUGUUUUGGUGAUAUCGCAACUUCCAUUGGUGAUUCUUUCCAGUUGUAUCUUGAGUUUGUCAUGGGUAUUUGUAGCCAGGCAUCACAAGUGAAAGUUGACGACUCUUCUAUGGAAUCGAUUGACUACGCUUUGAAUGUGAAAGAAUCAGUAUUGGACUGCUACGUUGGUGUUGUUGGUGGUAUGGCCGAGCAACCUCAAGUAAUUUAUCCUUACUUUGGAGCUAUCUUCCAGUUCAUUGAGGGAGUCGCUAUGGACAUCAACAUGUCUUCUACUGAUUCUAUUGCCAGAUUAGCAACCGGAUUGUUGGGAGACCUUGCUGCUAUGUAUCCUAACGGUGAUUUCAAGCAAGCAUACCAACAAGAAUGGGUCACGGAGUUCAUCAAGAAAACCAGAUCCAACCCAGUCUUUGAAGAAAAGACCAAGGACGCUGCUAGAUGGGCCAGAGAUCAACAAAAGAGACAGUUGGCAGGCUUUUAAGUUGACAGUUGAAGCCUACUGGUUGACAUCUUCGCUUCAAGUUCAUGCAGCCAUCUUUGGCCCUCAUUAUUUAUCACAAUCUUCAUCAUCUCUCAUCUCUCAUCUCUCAUCUCUCAUCUCUCAUACUUUCAUGUCUCAUCAUUUCUCUGUUCUCUCAUCUCUAAUCUCAUAUUUGAUGGUCUCUUGCCAGCUCGUCAUUUCUCGUCAUCUCUAGUUCCUCUCAUAUCUCUUAUUCAUCUGUUAUAAAUUCUAUUUGUCUACUUCGUUUGAUUUUCGUUUAGUUUUGCUUUCCCUCGUCAUCUCUUAUACAUACUCUAUAUACGUUUACUUCACAAAACUCUCUAACCAUGGAUUCAAUCCAUCGUUAUUGGAUUUGUUAUUUAUCACGUCUCUCAUGUCCUCUAAUGCCUCCUCAUAUAGCCACUAAUUCUAAUAUUGCAAUUAAUAUACGUAUUCAAGC
Scheffersomyces stipitis CBS 6054 is the source of this 3579-nucleotide messenger RNA. RefSeq names its product karyopherin beta (gene KAP95). NCBI's taxonomy places the organism in Eukaryota, Fungi, Ascomycota, Pichiomycetes, Serinales, Debaryomycetaceae. The transcript has a single exon. Gene Ontology annotation, biological process: protein import into nucleus. Gene Ontology annotation, cellular component: nucleus; cytoplasm. The coding region runs from base 507 to 3119 and encodes 870 amino acids. Gene Ontology annotation, molecular function: nuclear import signal receptor activity; small GTPase binding. The record is from RefSeq and is a predicted model, not a curated record.